UGUAGAAGCACAUGAAUUUGGUUGUUUUCAAUGUGAUUUUCUUCAUGGUUCAAAAUGUGUAAAGCUUCUAACGGUAAAUCGAAAGAAGAGCUUCUUUCUGUUGCUCAAGAAAUUGCUUUUGCUAAAGCCCUAGCUUCUAAUGACAAAUCAUUGAGGGAUAGAGCUUUAAAAAAGCUAAAAAGAUGGUUUUCGAUGAAGUCUACUCAGGAAUCUCCUGGCAUCAGAUUCACUGAAGAAGGCUUCAUGAGAAUUUGGAAGGGCUUGUUUUAUUGUGUUUGGAUGUCUGACAAGCCUCUUGUUCAGGAAGAAUGUGUUGAAAAUAUAAGUAACCUUAUCCACUGCUUCAUGGAGCUUGAGGAUGUUCAAAAAUUUAUCAGAUGUUUUUUUCAAAGCAUAUCUCAAGCCUGGUUUGGUCUCGACAGCCAUCGUUUGGACAAAUACUUAAUGCUUGUUCGGCGUUUCUUGAGGCAAAUGUUGGAAUACCUUUAUAAGGAGAAUUGGGAAUCUGGAAAAGUGGAAGCUAUAAGUAAAGAUCUUUAUAAGUCUCUUGUCUUGGCCCCUAUAGGUUUAAACCUUCAUUUAUCAGAAAUUUAUUUAGAAGAAUUAGCAAAGGUUGGUAGAGGAGAAUUGAAUCCUUCCACUGUACUGGAAAUGAUAAAGCCUUUUGCAGAUUUUAUGCAACUUUCUAGUGAUUCAAGAUUAAUGAAAUCUUUAACUAAUUCUUUAUUCCUUCAAUUGUUGAGGCAGUCUGAAGAAGGUAUCAAACAUCAAGCCAAGUUUGAAGUAUGGAGGCAGAUGGGAUUCCCUGAAGGAGAUAUAGAUGUUAUACAAGAAGCCAGUGAUGAAGAAUUGGCUGUUGAAGAUGUUGAGCAUGAUGGAAGUGAAGAUGAAGGUGAUGGUAACCUAGAUCCAAGAGCAGGGAAAGUUGAUGUUUAUCUUCCACCUAUAGAUUUUGAUGCAGAAAGCAUAAGACAUUACCUUUUGGAAGUUGCCAAGCGGAAAGAUUGCACAACCAAAGCUAGGAGAACAAUCAAUCAGUUGUCUAAGAAAUUUGAAAUUUAUACUCAAGGCAAAUAUCCUCUGGGAAUCCAUAAAAUAGAAUUACCUGAACCAGAAGAUGAAGAAGAAAUCAUAGAGAAGACAGCAGAAAAUUUAUUAGCUGAAGAAAAAGCAGCUUACUCGGAAGGUAAACCAGGGAAAAAAUCUACUUUAGACAUAGGCUGGAGGGUAAGCCCACUUGAAAACCAAAAUUUAACUCAAAAUUCUAAAAUAAAAAAGAUACCUCCAGGUAGUGUUGGGAACUGGGAAGUUGAAAAUAUGUCAAAGAAAAGAAAAGUUCAAUGUGAUAAUCUUGUUGCAACCAUGAAAAGGAUAAAAGUAACUUUAGAUGAAAGCUUAGUAGUUCCAAUGAAUAAUGUUGAAAACAUGGAAACAGUUGAAGCAGUUCCUUGUAAUGUUGAAAAAGAAAAGAACAUUGAUCCAAAAAGCCAAAGAGCAUCAAUGAAGAGAAAGAAAAAAAAGCAGCCAGAUGUUAAAAGCAUUAAUAAUAUCGAAUUUAGUAAUUUAAAUAUAAAUGAUACUGACAUUAAUGAACGGGAAUCAGAUUCCUCUCCAGUUCCUGAACAAACAAGAACAAAAAAGAAAACUGACAAGAGUCCUAAUGAUUGGGGUUUUGAAAAUGAUUGGGACAUGUCCACAGAAAAUGAAGUAAAUACUACACCAGUUCCUAGUAGUCUUGUGGAGGUGAAUGUUGAAUAUAACCCAUCAGAAAAGAAAGACUCAAAUUUUGGAUCAAAAAUGUCACCUUCUAAAAAUGUUGCCAUUAAUACAAUGUUAAAUAGGUCAAAAAAAGUAUCAUUUCAUCUCAAUCGAAAUACUGCACAAGAAGAAAAAGAGUACAAAAUGUCACUGAAGAACAGUCCUAGUGUACCAUUUGAUGCUGAGAAAAAACCUAGACACAGUGUUCUCAAAUCACCUUCUGUUUUCAACCCAAUAAAUCCGUUUUCACGAUGACUACAUUCGUUGUUAAAUUGGCAAAUAUUUUUUGUUUAUAUAUUGUUUUAUUUCCAAAUUUUUGUUCUUUCAUAUCAAUACAAGGCUGAGUGGAAUAUGUCAAGUUUGUGUAUAAAAACAAGGUGAUAAAUAUCAGCCACUUUAUUCAUUUCAUUUAUAACAUAUCUAUUCUAUAUGAUUAUUCAGUUAUUUGUAGAUUUAUUUUUAUUUUACUUAAGUCAUUUUCUAAUUAAAUUUCAGAUUGUGAUAAUUUAGAAAUUAAACUUGAUCAUUUGUUUUUGUCUUGACUUUUUUAAUUUCUAAUUAAAAAUUAGAUGUGAUUUUUAUGGAAUACUGUGUAUUACAUAUUUAAAAAUAAGGAAUUUUAUUUUUCCCACAGAUAUGUAUACACCUAGAUAUAUAGAUUAUAAAUAUUUCUUUGUUAUUCCAUUUUCAUUUAGUUUUUUUUUUCCUUUAUAAAUAAAUUUGUAAAUAUACCAGCCAUUAUUUUGUGGUAUUUUCAUAAAUUUAAAAAUAUGUUAUAUAAUCUCACAAGACUUUUAUAUCUCAUCUAAAUGUUAUAUGUAUUUUAUGGAACUGUG
Messenger RNA from Nezara viridula (southern green stink bug), 2594 nucleotides. The record is from the annotation of a GenBank genome assembly. Lineage: Eukaryota; Metazoa; Arthropoda; Insecta; Hemiptera; Pentatomidae.